AUGGCCAACUGUCGGGCCGGGCCAGGCCGUGGUGGGCGGGACCCAACGCGUAAAAAUAAAAAUUCUGCCGCCAUUCUUUCUGGUGAGACUCAGUUCGCCGGCGUCUCUCCGAGCAUCCCUUGCCGUCUCCGACCAUCGCGCCCUCCUCAGAAAGCAGCCGCUGACCAGCAGUCGCCAUCCGCGAGCAGCCGCAGCAAGCCCGUUUGCAGCCCCGUCCACCAUUAUUUCCAGCGACCACCAUCCUCGCCGCGCGUCCUAGCCUCCGACCAGCGAUCGAUCGACAUAUCGCGGCCAAUCCUCCCCCUUGUCUGCAUCUCGCCGCCAACAAAGGAUCGACAUAUCGCGGUCAAUCAUCCCCGUCCAGAAGGUCUGCAUCUUGCCGCCAACAAAGGAUCGGCAUCUCGCGGCCAACGUCUCCCCCACCGACUCCCUCCUCCCGCCGCUUGCCCCGUCCGCCGCCCCGAUCGAGCCCGAGGCUUGAUAAGAAAACUGGGCAUAGCAAUAUUCUACAUGGGUUGGAUCAUGGUGUUCAACCAUCUACGCCCCGACCGCAACCAAGUUGAAAAAGCCCGACUACGAGAGGCUCUGUUGUUUGAGAUCACGUGGACCAUAACUUUCAAACCACUUGCGUUUGUCGAGUCUCGAAGCAUCUGCGCGAGGAGAAGGUCGUGGAGUGUGUGCAUUGCGGCUGUGGGGGCUGCGUGA
Molecule: messenger RNA, 705 nt
Organism: Striga asiatica
Lineage: Eukaryota; Viridiplantae; Streptophyta; Magnoliopsida; Lamiales; Orobanchaceae
Source: the annotation of a GenBank genome assembly